CGUAUCGUGUGUGAUAGUGGCCAAGUUCAAGCACAAAUCAGUUGCAAACAUCGUAAAUAUGGCCUAUCUUCAUCACGUUCGUCGUAUCCGAAGAUUGAGAGAGAAUCCAGAAGGGAGGCCACAAAGAGGUCCCCGGGACCUGAAGGACCCUUUUGAAUUGUACGAUGAAGAAGCAUUCCGGAUACGAUAUCGUUUUUCCAAGGAGAGCGUCAUCUACAUCAUCGACAUGCUUGAAGCAGACUUGACGAGGAACACGGAGAGGAACAAUCCUCUACCAGUCAGUCUACAGGUUUUGACAGUUCUACGAUUUUAUGCCGUUGGAUCUUUCCAGAGGAUGCAUGGUGAUGAGGCAACAGUAUCACAGUCAUCUGUCAGUAGAGUGAUCAAAGAUGUGUCUGAAGCUAUUGCAAGGAGGAAGAGGCAAUUCAUGACCUUUCCUGCAACGAGAGAAGAAGUUGAAACGACCCAGCAGCAAUUUUACGACUACUGCAGAUUUCCAGGGGUCAUUGGUGCAAUUGAUGGGACUCAUGUCUACAUCCAGAGUCCUGGUGGCGAACAAGCCAUGUACUUCUUGAACAGGAAGAACAGAUAUUCGGUCAAUGUUCAGGUAGUUUGUGAUCUUGCUGGGAAAAUAACAAGUAUUGUGGCAAGGUGGCCUGGCAGCACCCAUGAUUCCCGGAUUUUCAAUGAGAGCUCACUGAAGGAACAGCUGGAGGCAAGGGCAGAUGGUGCUGAGUGGCUUCUUGGAGAUAGUGGGUACCCAUGUCUUCCCUAUCUCAUGACCCCUCUCCUGAAUCCUCAGGGACGGCCACAGGUACGCUAUAAUGCUGCCCACAAAAGAGGGCGUUGUAUUAUUGAGCGGACCUUUGGUCGUUUGAAGAGGAGGUUCCCUUGCCUCAAUUAUCUCCGCGUGAAGGUGGACACUACAUUUGCAAUCAUAGUGUCUUGCUCGGUCCUGUGGAAUAUCUCUCUUGACCGGCGCGAGCCAGAUAUUCCAGGACCUGAGCCUGAGGAAAUGCCUCCACUUGUCCACCUUCCUCCUGGCCUCCACGACGCUGUCGUAGGAAGGCUCAGGAGAGAGCAGAUAAUUGAGGAUCACUUUAAUCGUUAAGGCAUGUCUGUGUAUGUAUAUACAUAUAGAAGGUAAUUUUUGUCUCACCUGCGUAGCACAGCGGGACUAAAAGCGCUGCUUUUCUGACAACGGCGGCGUCAACAAUGAAAUCUUAACCGAGGUUAAUUUUUGGUAAUGUCAUAACUAUGAAAGUUUUUGGAUGUAGUUCAUGAAACAGACAUGAGAGGAAUCAAAGAUCACUUAUUGUUAUGCACAAGUCUUAGGUCAUAUGAUCAAGGUAAAAAAAAGGUCAUUUUGGGUCAAUGAUCAUGUUUUCUUUUGUGAGUAUAUUUAAUAGUUUUCUAAGUCAUCACUGCUGCUAUAUUGAUUCGCGUAAUGCAGGCGAGACUGCCAGAGGCGUUCGACUUAUCAUGGGAAGGGCAGUGAAUUUGAUCCGAACGAAAAUGUUUGAAAUCUGAAACUUAACUAUCCUGAAUUCUAUAGUGCAAAUUUCAGGCUUUUUCCUUAUUAAAUAUUGCUUAAUUUGGUACAUUAAAACACUCCCACAUUUGUGCAAAUUCUUUUUUUUUUUUUUGUCAUCAGAAUUAACACAAAGAAAAUAUCACAGACAUGCCUUACAUUAAAGUAAAGUAGCCACUCGGGACUAUCUGCUCUGCCUCCAACCGUUCAUUCAGUAGCUGCAGAGGAUAUUUGGAAAUCAUGAAGCUGCCAAGGUACUUGUUAUUUUUCCAGCAAGCAAGGUUUUCAUGCAGCUACAUUUACAUCUGAAUUACAUUCCGAAAGUUUGGGCCUUUGUUUGAGGGGGGAGGGUGCCUCCAUCAUGAAAAGUUAUUACCAGAAGCAUUAAUAUAUUUAAAAGGUUAUAUGCCCAUCCCCUUUUCCUUGAUAACUAAUAAUCUAUGUUUAUGGGUGAGAAAUUUAACUGCUUGGAUUACAGAAUAUCAGGAUGCAAGCAGGGAAAAGAAUACACAAGGGCUACGGAUGAAUAUGCCCCUUAAUUAACUGCAAAAAAAGCACUGUUAAACUAAACAAGAAAAGCCCCCGAAAAAUAUCAUAGGGUCCAUUGUUAACUGUACAUGUAAUACAAAAGUUAACAUUCUGGCUUGUCCCCAAAGUAGCCCUGCAAAAAUAUUGAU
This is a messenger RNA of Lytechinus pictus (painted urchin), 2208 nucleotides long. Its product is annotated as putative nuclease HARBI1. Bases 59 to 1111 code for a protein of 350 amino acids. Lineage: Eukaryota; Metazoa; Echinodermata; Echinoidea; Temnopleuroida; Toxopneustidae. The transcript has 6 exons. The record is from RefSeq and is a predicted model, not a curated record.